CAUACUCUUACAUGGCGGUAGGUGGGACGAAAGGUUGCGGAAACACUCGAAGGUCGGCGCGCGAGUAGCAACGUGUGGAGAAGCAGCAAACGAAAUUUCCCCUCACAACGAGGCGAUAUUCGAACGAGUUACGAUUAGGCUUGGUGGUAAUAACGUGUUUGAACAAUGAAUGACGGUGAGUUUUAGUUGUUGCAACCAAACAAAAAAAACGUUUCUCGAUAUUACCUACUUUCUAAUCAAUGUGCGCCUGUGCAGUAUCUACCUUGGAGUGACGUAAACAUCGUAUUUACGCGCGAAUGCGAAGUGUUUUGCGUGCGGGCAUGUUAGUCUAGUUUUUUGUGACUUCUUAGUUUAAUAACAUUUUUUUAAAUAUGUGGCAUCAACCGCGUUCGUCGUCAGGCAAUGUUGACGAGAAUGACUUGGUUUCAGAUAGUGCUUCUAUCCAGCAUCAGGGCCGAGCCAAGACAUACCUUCAUGGGGUGUCGGCCCCUCAAGGGGAGCAGCUGUGGCAAAAUGCGAGUGGUUUGUCGAAAGAGCCCUCAUCUCCUUCUAUGAAGGGCAUGACAGAUAGUGGUUUAUGUGACUCUGGCAGGACAGAUUCUGGGUUUCUGUCCGGGGCAAACCUAACCUCCGAGUGCUUGUCGUCGGAUGACAUUACCUCGUCGCACAAGUUCUCCGAUUCGUCUGUGUUGGAUCGUGGUGACGAAGACAAAAAAGAAGACUUGAAUAUCUUAAUGAGGCUUGACAGUGGUGUUGAUGUGGGCUUAAACGAUCAGUUUGGUGGCUUGAGUCUGAAAACUGAUUCUUCCAUCAAUGAUCUCAACUCAUCGUCGAAGUCUCGAGGGCAGGAUCCCACACCUUGCAACAUCGUUGUUUCUAAACCCACCGUCGCAAGUACGACCAGGAGUUCGCCUGCCACUUCACACGUCUCCGAACAGCCUUCUCAGCAACCAUGGGAACUAUACUUCCAACAGGAUGAAGAUGGAGACACGCAGCUUCACAUCGCCAUCAUCCGAGGCUUCAUCGAGGUGGUGGAGAGCCUGGUGCAGAUGGUGCCUCACCCCUGCUUCCUUGACAUCUCCAACAACUACUGGCAGACGCCCCUCCACCUGGCGGUGCUGACGCACCAGCCCCUGGUGGCCCGGCGGCUGCUGGUGGCCGGGGCGAAGGUGGACGGACGCGACCUCCAGGGGAACACCCCCCUGCACCUGGCCUGCCAGUCGGGCGACCUGGAGUGCGUGCGGGCGCUCACGGCGACCGUCAGCGUGGCGGAGGCCGCCGCCACCAACCUGCGCGGCGUGGGCGGCUGGAGGCAGCAGGUGCCGCAGCCCCUCGACGACCGCAACAACGACGGGCAGAUGUGCGUGCACCUCGCCACUCUGGGCGGCAGCGUGGACGUGCUCAGGCACCUGGUGUGGUUCGGCGCCGACAUCAACGCCAGGGAGGGAAAAGCUGGCAGGACACCGCUGUAUCUCGCCAUAGAAUACGCCAUACCACGGGUGGUACACUUCCUCAUCAACGAGUGCCCCUUGAACCUGGAGGUCACGACGUACUCCGGACACACUGCGUACCAGCUGGCCGCCUGCCUCGACGCCGGCCUGGCUCGCUUCCUCGCCGCCAAGGGGGCUGCUUCCCUGAGCGCUCUGGGCUCCGAGGACUCCUCAGACUCCGAACACAGCGACGAUGAGAUGUUCGGCCAGAGGUCACCAUUUCAGUUUUACGCAAGUCACUUGGUGAACGGAGGAGCGAUUGACAUCGGUGCUUGAGUUAGAAUACCCGCGAGUCGUUAGUGGCGAUGCGUGCAUGCGACUGCAGAUUUGAGAACUACCACUGCGUGUCGGCAAGUGUCGGAAGGAUCGUUGGUCAAACAAUGUAUUUAUUUUUUUUUCCUCUAUAAAGACAUUUAAAAAAAAUCCAAAACUGUGUUGAUUUUUUUGCUGUUAUAGAUAAAUGUUGUUCGUGUAAUGUAAGAACUCUCAAAUGCAAAUUUUCCAAAUGUUGAUUGUUCAGCAGAUGUGAUUUGAACACUACGCGGACUGUUGAAUGAAAUUCUGGGUAGUUUAGAGUGGGUCAUGUGUGGCCCUGAGUUUUUAUAGUAUUUGGCACUGAUUGCACACACACACAAAAACAUUGUUGAGACAUUGUAUGUUGAAUGUGCCAAAAAAAUGUUGUUACAUUAUUUCUUUAAUUUUUAGUGUAUAACAUAUGCUGUUAAAGUGAUCUGCUUGAUCCAUUAGUAGCGUGUACUGUAAAUAUUUUAAACACAGAAAAAUAUUGUAAUGAACACUUAUUACUAAAUUAUUAUGUACUUUUAACUUAUGUGUUACAUGAGAUGUUGUACAGUAGUAACUGUAUCUCUGUUAAAAUGACACAUUGUCACUGUUGUUACCUUAACAAGUUUUCAUGUACAGUUUAUCAUGUUGUCAAGAUUAAGGAUCUUGAUAGUAAACCCAAGACUGCAUGUUUAAAAUUUGUAGCAUUUAUAGACUUUGAAUAAAUUAUGUAUUUUUUACACAAAAAUAAAGCAAAAUGUAG
This is a messenger RNA of Bacillus rossius redtenbacheri, 2535 nucleotides long. Its product is annotated as NF-kappa-B inhibitor cactus-like. Gene Ontology annotation, molecular function: NF-kappaB binding. The record is from RefSeq and is a predicted model, not a curated record. The transcript is spliced from 6 exons. Gene Ontology annotation, cellular component: cytosol. Gene Ontology annotation, biological process: cellular response to tumor necrosis factor. Lineage: Eukaryota; Metazoa; Arthropoda; Insecta; Phasmatodea; Bacillidae. The coding region runs from base 372 to 1766 and encodes 464 amino acids.